Molecule: messenger RNA, 1461 nt
Organism: Sclerotinia sclerotiorum 1980 UF-70
Lineage: Eukaryota; Fungi; Ascomycota; Leotiomycetes; Helotiales; Sclerotiniaceae
Exons: 3
Coding region: 1-1461 (486 amino acids)
Biological process (GO): transmembrane transport
Molecular function (GO): transmembrane transporter activity
Source: RefSeq, a predicted model, not a curated record
AUGUCAUCGAGACUUCCACUUACCCCAGGUACGGACCCGAUUGGUGAGGUACACAUCACGGUCACGGAGGUAUCAUCACUCAAUCCUUUAAAUGAUGAUGUUCUCGAUAAGAAGAAACAAAUCACAGAGCCUAUCAUGCAUGAGCAUGAUCUAAAAAAUCAUGACUUGACUACCAUAAAUUGGUCAGUCGAUCCUCAAAAUCCAAUAAACUGGUCUCCUAUACGCAAAUGGACAACGGUAUCACUGCUUGUCAUCACAAAUUUCAUAGCAGCAACAUGUACCUCAGCAUUCGAACCGGCCUUGCCCGCCAUAAUGGCCGAUUUCCACUCCACAAACGAUUCCAUCGCCUCUCUCACCGUCUCUAUCUACACCAUAGGAUAUUGCUUAGGACCUCUUGUCAUCGCUCCCAUUAGCGAACUAUAUGGACAUGUGACGGUGCUAUAUCCCGGGUAUAUUGGUUUUAUGUUGGCUCUGGCCGUGUGUGGUUCAAGCAAGAGUCUUCCAUUAUUCAUUGUGUUUCGUGCUAUUAUGGGUCUUGCGGCCAUCACGUUUGUGCUUAUGGGUCCGGCUAUAGUGACUGAUCUUAUACUCAGAGAGAAGAGAGGGUUUGCAUUGAGUAUUAUGUCUGCCGGUCCUGUUGUUUUUGGUAUUUUAUUUUCCUUGUCUUUAAUCAUCCUCAAGGAAACUUAUGGACCAGUAGUCCUGAGUCGAAAGCAAAACAAAGGAGAGAAAGACAUACCCAAAAGCCACAAAACCACAAAUCAAAAAACUCCCCGAGAUAUUCUAAAAGCAGCAUGGAUCCGUCCCUUCAAGAUGCUUUUCCUCUCCCCCAUAGUCCCAUUCGUAGGUUUCUACAGCGCCCUCAGCAACGCCUACGGAAUGAUAUGUUUCGCGACCCUCGGCACCGUUUUCCAAAACAACUACUCCUUUACACCAGGACAGAGCGGCCUCGCCUACUUCGGCCUCCUAUUCGGAUUCCUCUUCUGCCAAUUCACCCUCGCACGAUUUUCCGACCGCUACAUGCUCAAACUAGAAGCCAAACACAACGACAAAAAACCCGAAUACCGUCUCCCACCCAUGUUCAUCGGUGCAUUUCUCCUCCCCAUCGGAUUCUUCUGGUACGGAUGGUCCCUUGAGUAUCAUACGCAUUGGAUUAUUCCCAUCCUAGGUAGUUCCGUCAUUGCAAUCGGUAUCUUAUUUGGUUAUUUACCAGUGCAGAUGUACCUUGUAGAUACAUAUACCAUCUAUGCUGCGAGCGCGACUGGUGCAUGCACGAUCAUCCGAUCGAUUUGUUCAACGUUGGUUCCGUUGAGUGCUAAUCCGCUCUAUGAUCAUUUGGGGUAUGGAUGGGGGAAUAGUGUUUUGGCUUUUAUUGCUGUGGGGUUUGUGCCGAUAGCGUUAUUGGUGUUGAGAUUUGGAGAGAGGAUUCGAACGAAUGCUCGCUUUCAGCCGAAGUUGUGA